AUGGCUGGCAAGUCUUCAAACGCACCCGGGCUAUAUGAAGCCCAACCAAUUACCCAAUCCAACGACAAUUUCUCUCGAAUGGACGCUCUCACUCUCCUCAAUUGCAAUAAGCCAAUACCCGGCUUCAAACCAAAUUAUUAUACCAAGGACACAAUGCCCUACCGACCUCACUGCGCGUGCACCCAGUGCGAUUGCCCUAACCUCGCGCGGAUCCCCACGGAAUACAUCAGCAACUCCGGCCACAGAUCGGUCGAGCCGCAGCCGACUCAUUGCCUCAGAUGCGAGAAGCUUGAGUUAUGGGGCAAGAAUUCACCCUCAUACAAAGCCUGCAAAUGCGAGUGUCGAUGCCGGCUUCAGCGCGAGGAUGGCGAGUUGCAGUGUGGCGACUGCCUCGAGGCCAACCGGGAGAACCAUCACCGCCAUCGGGCUCAUGGAAAGGCGUAG
Molecule: messenger RNA, 444 nt
Organism: Daldinia loculata
Lineage: Eukaryota; Fungi; Ascomycota; Sordariomycetes; Xylariales; Hypoxylaceae
Exons: 1
Coding region: 1-444 (147 amino acids)
Source: RefSeq, a predicted model, not a curated record